This is a messenger RNA of Colletotrichum chrysophilum, 546 nucleotides long. RefSeq lists its product as uncharacterized. The transcript has 2 exons. Lineage: Eukaryota; Fungi; Ascomycota; Sordariomycetes; Glomerellales; Glomerellaceae. Bases 1 to 546 code for a protein of 181 amino acids. The record is from RefSeq and is a predicted model, not a curated record.
AUGGCCUCAGCAACCUCGUUCCGCCAAAUCAUCGGCGCCCCGCCCUCAACGGCCACGCCCACCGAUAGCACCCUCGUCAUCAUCGACGCCCAAAACGAGUACGCCGAGGGCAAGCUGGCCGUAUCCGACGUCGCGACCUCCCGCAAAGCCAUCGCCUCCCUGUUGCAGAAGUACCGCAGCGCCGGCGGCAGCAUCGUGCACGUUGUCCACGACACGCCGGCGGGCGCACCCGUCUUCACGCCCGGGACGCGGCUUUCUGAGGAGUUUGAGGAGCUCGCGCCCAAAGAUGGAGAGAAGGUCGUGCGCAAGAACUUCCCUGGAUCGUUCGCCGGGACGGAUUUGCAGGAGCACCUUGAGGGGAAGGGGGAGCAGGGGAAGAAGAUUGUGUUGACGGGAUACAUGCGCGGCUUUGACGUUCUCGUGGCGGAGGAUGCGGUUGGUGAUCGUGACAUUCCCGGGGUUGAUGCUGCCCAGCUUACCAAGGUCGCCUUGAGUGAGAUUGGAGACGCAUUUGGCACCAUUGUUCAAAGCAAGGACAUUGCGUAA